This is a messenger RNA of Lingula anatina, 5716 nucleotides long. RefSeq lists its product as uncharacterized. Gene Ontology annotation, molecular function: G protein-coupled receptor activity. The record is from RefSeq and is a predicted model, not a curated record. NCBI's taxonomy places the organism in Eukaryota, Metazoa, Brachiopoda, Lingulata, Lingulida, Lingulidae. Gene Ontology annotation, biological process: G protein-coupled receptor signaling pathway. Gene Ontology annotation, cellular component: membrane.
CUUAUCUCGGCGCAGCUUGAACAAGUAAUUUUUCUGUCGGUUCGGGUCUUUUUAUUUACACGGAUUUUCAAUUUGAUUUGGUGCACGGAUAGAGAAUGCUUUGCGAGGGCCACACGUAUUUCAGUGGGAGAGGAAAGCGAGAGAGAGAGAGAGAGACUGGUUGUGAUGACCACGUGUGCAUCUAUAGAUGCCCAAUCGCUUAAUUGCCCAGUAGGCACUUCCGCAUCGUGCAUGUAGCAGUCGGAUUGGGCCUUUAAUUCGAACACUGAUUUGCAAUUAGAUUUGUUCUGCGGAUCGAGAGAACUACCAGUGCUUUGAAUGGAUUAGUUUUCCUCGGUGUCCGCUGAGAUUGGAAGCGCUGUCUCCGUGUUCGUUGUAGAUGAUGAACUUAAGAUUUUGACAAGAAGACUGAGGAGUACACAUUUUUUUUAGGAUCUUCCGUUACACCACCUUUUUAGUUGACCUAACGUUGAAGGAAACCGAUCUCGUAUUUAAAGAGUGAGAACUUUAUGAUGCACGGAUAUGUUAGAAAAAAUACAUCUACUUUGAUCUGUCAAUCCAAGAAUAAUCAGAUUGGUUUCCACGGAUCACGGACACGCAGCCUCUGUUAUUUCCCGUUUCCCAGUUAUUUCUGAACAGUGAAGAUCCGCAAAAAUCGGCGCCGGUGGUGAGGGGAGCACACGCAGUGCGCUGAGACUGGCACAGGUAAAUCGAAGGUGACCGUGCACAGUAAGCAAACUUGAACGGGACAAUUUCCUCGGCAUACAGAAAAAAAUUAGCUGGUAACGCAUUUCUGUCGGUCACAAGCUGUAGUAGCGAACGACGAGUGCCUUUUUUUAACAUCCGCCAAGGAUAGACCGGGCUGGAUCUUGAUGUUACAAAAAUAAAGUGAACAAGUUGCCGACAGGUUGCCGACAAGAUAAAAAGAGUGAAAUUCAUCCACGGAGAAUACGAUACGCGCAGAAGCCAUACCAGCACAAGGAGAGGAGUUUUUAUGGCUGUAAGUCGACCGACCCGAAUUGGAGUUGUCUGUAGCUACUGCCUCGUAUUUAUGAAUUAGCGAAGACGACAGGGAUCUAGGACUGAGAAACAGGUUACAUGUACGUUGGUCCACAUUCUAUAUAAACAAAAACAAACCAUCCUAUUGUGCAAAGCUCCUGGAAUGUUUAUACCCCACGGCCAGUUUGGUACGUAACACCUCGUGCAGUCAUAGGUACGUUAAUCAGAUUGAUUAGAUCUAUUUGGAAUCAAGGGCGUAAAUCAUACAGCAAAUUAUUUCUUGAAUUUACCUUAGAUAUUCUCAUUAAUAAUACUGUUGGAUUUUUUGCACCAGUCCAGCAGCCAGUUUAUCUGAAGGGUGACCUACAUUGGGAGUUAUCUUAUAUAAUUGAUUUUCGAUACCUACAUACAUUAAGAGGUGCGAUGACGACAAGGAAAUAGAAGAAAAAAAAGAAGCGAUGCCAUUGUAAAUGAGUCACAUACAAACGGCGUAUAUUUGUUUCAAGCACUUAAUUAAUAAAAUAUGAUGACUGACGGCUCCUGUUUCACUUCAAUUUGUACAUCAGAUCCACUUGUAGAACAGAAAAUGUGAAUAUUGCCUUUGGCUGAGCAAAAAAAGACGUGUCGCAGACCAUACAAGUUGACUGAAAUAGAUUCUGAGGACCUUCGACACCAAAGCCUUAAACUUUUUCUGGAUUUUUUUCCCUAAGAGAUCCUACCAUGAAUUGUGAAAAGGGGGCAGUGAGCCUGUGAAAGCUGUGGAUACGUGUUCCCCACGAAACGAUUAUCACAUAUCGUGAUCAAUAUGUGGGUAAAGUGUAAAAUGACACAGCGUGAAGUGACGUUUCAUUGUCAUUAUCACCCUCGGGGGUUGGGGAUGCACUGAAAGCAGGGACAGAAAUCCUGGAAAAACCACGGGAUAGGAGAAUAGCACUCUACGCUGAAUGCUUCCGGGUCUGUGAAAACAGGAUGAUAUCAUUAACGAAUAUAAGAAUAUACCAAUCAAAGUCUAUAUAUUAAUUUGAAACCAACUUACCUCUGUUGAACCUGACAUGAACAUUUAUACACGGAGGAUUAUUCAGAAAAGGACAGAUAAAGACUUCGACCUUUCAGGUGCGGAGAAAAACUGAAUUCUGCAGGGUGUUUCGUGCUGUUGGUGGAAGGCUGUGGGCAUACGGGGAUUUAACAGAACUGUCGGAACAAACCCCACGAUGACGUUAAAAGCCGUCAACGAGGUCCACGAGUCCAUGCCGGUGGCGACCGUACAACAGCUGUACGCCACCCUCACCAUGCUGAGCUUCAUCUCCGUGACGGGGACAGCCGGGAAUGCCUUGGUGCUCUACGUGUUUGGACGCAAUUACGAGCGGUCCAGCGCUCGGAUUUUCAUCCUCACCCUCGCCCUUCUCGACUUGUUCACAUGUUCCGUGAUCGUGCCGUUUACCAUAGCUAUGGAGUGGGUGGAGUUCACGCUGUACUCAGACUUCCUGUGUAAGCUGUACCAUUUCUUUGUCACCUCCACCGUGCCUCUGAGUGCGUUCGUCAUGGCAGCCAUUGCUGUGGACAGGUGCCUGUGUAUCUGCCGGCCGUACAAAGUGAAGUCGAAUAUAACUCAGGUCAAGUUCGCCAUUUUCGGCUUGUCUGUUCUUGCCGCCAUUUUGGGCCUUCUUGUCGCCAUGUGCUACGGCUCCGCUACGCCAGAAGAAGAGGAGAGUUCGGAACAAAGCCUCAAUGGCACCCUUCCCGUUGAAUGGAAUCGCGGCAACGGCUCUGUAUAUACCGGGAUGGAGUUGCCUUGGAUUUCCGCCACUAAUAGUCAAAGGAACUCAUCGGUCAGCGACGCUCAAGACAGCGCGAUGGCAAGGACGAAUGAAACGAUCAGCUUGGAAGGACGAUGCAUUCCAGUCGACAAAAUUCUGGGGUUUGAUUUUCGUCAUAAAUAUCGUUAUGUACACUCUGUGAUGUAUUUUGUGGCUUUUUCUGUCAUUGUCAUUAUGUAUUCAAUCCUGUACGUUAAUGUCCGUAAAUAUCAUCGGCGAAAGUCGGCACUGAUCGGAAGCAGUAAAGCACGGGCGCUGUUUGCCAAGAGGCGGCAAAGCGAAGAUUGGCGUAGCAUAGCGCCAUCUACAACGUUUGGACGCGAAACACGCGGUGCUAUCACCACGGCGACCAUCGUCGAAGAAAAUCUCAAGGCCAGCCCUGAUCGCCAAAGCAUUGAGAUGAAACCGUUGUUCGAGGACAGCCAGGAAAACGACGACAACGACAACAUCCCAGCAAAUGAGCAAUCAUCAAUGGUAAAUGGAAGUAGUAGUAGCAGCGGCACCAGUGGCAAACCGAAACCCAGCGUCAGCUUUUCAGAUAUCUUAAGCAAUUGCGAAGAUAACGGUGCCGAGCGAAAUGGCCUCCCUCGUGACGGAAUCGACGGAAAGAGGAACAAACUUGGUCAAAUUGAUAUGGACAACUUAAAUAACACUUGGCCCACACGAGUGAAUAAUAACACCGUUAAUAGGGUCAGAUUCAAUGACCAGCGACGACGGGCCAGUUUCCCGCGCUUAAAUAAAUCUCCUUCACCGCCAAACGGUCUUAGAAAAAUAGCAUAUCCAAAAUCGAACGGCCGGUCAAAACACGUGGCAAAUGGAAGUGGCCUUAAAAGCGAAAACAAUGCUGUUUCUAAAUCCUCAGAAAACAUUGAAAUGGAGGCAACAGCACUGCCAUCUGGCGGCCGUCCAUCCAUGAUAAGACUCCUGUCACAUGUCCAUUUCCCCACCAGAGGGCUGUUUUCAAGAGGCUCCGAAAGCGAUGACAGGACUCCAGACGCCGAGUCCCCAAAGGCGCUCGAGAAGAAGAUGGCAAGAGAGAUAUUCAUAAGAGCGAACUUAAAAACCGCUUCCAUGUUGAUCGUGGUGACCGUUGUUUUCUUUGUUACAUUUUUACCAGGCGCCUUAAUGGCCAUCAAAUGGGUUCCUUUCAAUAUGAUUGUCUUCUAUUGUUACUUUGUAAACAAUAUGGCCAACCCAAUCAUAUAUUCUUUCAUGAAUAAGAAUUUUAGGAACAAUUUAAAACAGAUGUUUACAAGGAGAAGGAGGUAAAAUAGUUUAAUUCCAUAGUUUAUAGCAAUGUCUUUUUAUGAAUUUUUUUUUAAUCAAAUUAUUUAUUUACAUUUUAUACUAGCGUCCCAAAAGACAAAAUCGGUUAAUUCAUUUUGCAGUUUGGUGUUCUUUUAACUAGGUUUAAUUGUUUUUAAUUGUUAAGAUGCUCUGCAAAUGGCCCUUGGUUAUCCAUGCAAACAGAUUAGCAAGCACACGUGGUGCUUACGUCGUGUUCAGACUAAAAGUUGUCGGUCCGGCAGGAUCGAUCUAUCUCUGCGGGUUUUCUCUCCAAGGUGCGGCUAUGAAACUUUCUGGAGGGGGCAUGCCAGGCAAUUGCACUGAUUGAGUUUACUUAUUUACAAUAAUAUCUACAGAGAUAGAUCGAUCCUGCUGGACCGAUAACGUUUAAUCUGAACACAGCCUUAGAAUGUACUUUAGGUGGACAUGCACAUAGUGCCUUUACUGUAAAUGUAAUGUAAAGAUCAUGUUGCACUAACCAUACGUAACUGUAUAAGCUUUUCAUUUGUGAAAUUGUCUCUACAUUGUCUGUGUGCAUGUGCAAAAAGUAUUUCGUAAAUGCAUAUUCCAUAUGGAUCCUUUAAAAAAAUGUUGUUUUUACUUGUAUAUUGAUAUGCUUAUUAAGCAGACGCAACAUUCCUAUGUUGCUGGCGUAUUCGUACAUAUGUUGCCUGUCCAGUAAAAAUAUCACUGUCCUUUUAUAUAUUUGUACCUUCGACUAAAGGGAUCACCAGUCUCCUUCGUACGAUAAAUAUGAUUAUAUGCGAAUUAUUACAUAUAUAACAUAUUGAUAUUUGUGCGAAGUAUACACUGUGAGGCACGAACCCACUUCUUUUCGUUAACAACAUUGUCAGGUGUCUGUGAACUUGCUGUUUAAAGCCAUGGAAUGCCAUUGGCAAUGCGUAUUACAUAUUCAGACUACAAUACGCUACACGCACAUGAACACAGCGUAAAAUUUGUGUACGGAGCGUACGGCGUAUUGACUAAACCAUGUUUAAUGCACAGCAGGACGUUUUGGUCUAGUCGUUGAGCCACUCGUUUCAUUAACUAUACCAGGUGCAGAAUUGCCAGAAUGACAGUUUUCAAAAUGCGCAUAUCUGCUGUCUAGAAUCUUAUUAACAAUAGAAUAGCACCUGUAAUCAACGUAAUUGUCCAAAAUAAUGCGUAGAAGAUGCGCAAAUGCGUAUAAUUUGCCACUCUGCACGACUGAACAAUUCGCAUUAAAUGCACGCGUGCCCGCACACUGCAGCAUGCAUAUGUGUUUUUAUGGAUUAUUUAUUGUAUGGUACGUGUGCGUGCAGUACAUACGUAUGACCAGAAGAUUGUUGUUAUUUUCAUAUCCAAGAAACAGUUAAAUAUUCACUGUAUUUCUUAAUAUGACCAUAUAAGGGCGAAAAGUAAUCUCCAAAUAUGUUUGACAUAACUUAAUUAUGAACAAAUAUGGGUGAAAUGUCUUAAUAUCAAGAAAUAUAGUUGAAAAUGCUUGGAAUUUGACUGAACGUACCAUACAUAGACAAUUAACUACACGUUAUAUCAGCCCGUUCACCUUCCUGUGCAGAUAUGAACAUGUAAGUAUAUAAUGUGAAAUAAAUAUAUACAUAUGCGUACCUUUG